Molecule: messenger RNA, 1938 nt
Organism: Blumeria graminis f. sp. triticale
Lineage: Eukaryota; Fungi; Ascomycota; Leotiomycetes; Helotiales; Erysiphaceae
Source: the annotation of a GenBank genome assembly
AUGGCAACUAUUUUCAUGUCAAAUACUGUCGCCAGCUCAGAUCUAUCUAUAUCUUCUCUGUCACCCGACGAAAACCUGCAAGAGAAAUCUGAAAACUGCAAUAAGCCAACUCUCACUCAAACAGAAUCAUUCACGAAUCCUGUGAGCGCAACAUCGUACCCGGCGCAUACACUCUCCCCAUCUACUACAGAUCUGAUCCGUUUUUCAGAAUUAGGGAUUUCUGGCGACUUAAAUCUACAAGACUGGUCAAGACUGGAAAAAGAGUUGGUUGAUAUGGACAAAAAUCACACAUCAGAAGCAGAAACUCCGCGAAACUCCGAUGUGGAACUACCUGUUGGUUAUGAUCCUAGAACCGCCAUUAAACCAUUAGAAGGAUGGCGCCUCCAAGUUGUAGUCUUCAUUUUAAUUCUAGGCGUAUUUUUGAGCACAGUGGAGACUUCGAUAACGGCAACUGCUCUAGUUCAAAUCGGUAUUUACUUCGAUGAUUCAUUUAUGACUAACUGGGUAGUCUUGAGCUAUUUACUGACUUACAUGGGGUUCUCCGUUAUCUUCGCUCGCUUGAGUGACGCCAUUGGUCGGAAAUCAGCCAUUUUGAUUUCAUGGUUUCUUUUUGCGGUUUUCUCCCUGGCCAGCGGCCUAGCCACGACUUUGACACAGCUUAUUAUCUUCCGAUCCUUCCAGGGCAUCGGUGGAUCAGGACUUUUUACUAUGGCCAUGACCGUUGCCCCUCAAGUAUCUCCGGCAAGGUUAUGGGGUCUUCUAAGUGGCUGUUUAGGUGCAGCCUUGGCUUGCUCUUCACUUGUUGGUCCUGUCUUAGGAGGUGUCAUAACUGAAAGAGCUGGUUGGAGGUGGAUUUACCUUUUCAACGCACCAGUUGCUGCUCUGAUCGUAAUUCCAUUACAUUUAGCAUGGCCUAAGAGUCCUCAAUUAAACAAGGGAGCGAGGAAUCUUCUCCUGAGCCAAGUGGAUGUACCUGGUGCACUUCUUUUGCUCGCUGCGUCUACCUUGCUUGUGUUUGCUCUAGAACAAGGUGGAGGCUAUCGAAAUACAUGGAAUAGUGGUCCUGUUGUUGCCAGUCUCGUUGUCUCCGCUGUAUGCUGGAUCCUAUUUUUUAGCUGGAUAAUCUUCCUAGAAUCCGACAGGUGCAAAAUUAACAUUAAACCUAUUUUCCCCCUACGCACGUCUAUGGCUCGACCGACCGGUCCAGCAAUCCUAAUGGCAUUUUUGGCUGGGUUCCCAUUCUUUAUAAUCAUAAUCAACAUACCAAUCCGAUACCAACUUCUCAAUGGUGAUACACCAACUAUGGCUGGGAUCCAUCUCCUCUCUUUGCUCGCACUUAGUGCUGCUGGAAGCGCAUUGGGAGGUGCCUUAUCAAUCAAUAAAAACCGCACAUGUAUUACUCUAAUCAUGGCUUCGAUUCUCACUUGUCUCGGAACGGGCCUUCUAUCGACUGCUCCAAAUUCUCGAUCAAUUGAGCCAAUCCAAUUUUUUUAUCAAGCUCUUCUCGGACUUGGACUUGGUCUAAGUGUAUCAUCAAUAACCAUUAUGACAGGCCUCGCUAGUGACUUGGAAAGCGUCGCUUCAGUGAAUGGCGCUAUUAAUCAAGCUCGAGUACUUGGAGGGAGCAUUGGUCUCUCAACCGCUAAUAUCCUUCUCAACAGUAAAAUUGGCAGCGAGUUGAAGUCUGUUCUAUCUCCGACCGAACUCCAGAAUCUAAGACAGUCCAUCAGCACUAUCAUAAACUUGACUCCUAUUCAACAGGCCAAGACGAUCGGAGUUUUUGCGCAUUCAUUUAAUAGCCAAAUGCGAAUAUGUCUAUACCUGUCGGUCAUCAGUGUUUUCGUUGCUUUAUUCACCUGGCAAAAAAACCCAGCCAGUGUUCAAGCUCACAAGGAGAAACAGUCUGCAUUAUCAUCAGCUCAUAAUGAUGUGCCUUAA